ACUUAAAGUUGUUUGUUUUUUGUUUCAUUAGUUUAAUUAUACUUUAAAACUAAAAAGAAGGGUUCUUGCUUGAUGGGUAAUGAGCCUAUAUAGUGAAGUAAAAAAAGCAGGAUUAGGGUGGUGGCGGUGGUAAUGGUGGUGGGGCGGUGGUGGUGCUGAUUCAAAGGUAAAAAAAAAUUUAAGAGAGAGAAGGGUACUAGAGAGAGAACAUUCUUAGAUUUGGAUUUUUGUGGGUUAAUGUUAAAUAUGCAAGAAAUGGUGGCUGUCAAAAAAAGAUUUUAGAUGAUAAAUUGAGGAACAGCUCAAUAUUUUGAUGGGAAAUUUUUGGGUUUUUGUUGGGUGGAUUUGGUGUUAUGUGGGGUUUACUUCUUUUAGGUUUUGUCCUGCAGGCUUACAUUGAAGAGCUCUUCAAAGGAUUUUCUUCUGAUUUUUAAAGAGGAAUUUGGAUUUUGGGGUUUGGGUUGUGGACCAGAAUAAAAGGGUUUAAUUAAAUUCUUAGUAGCGUGUGCUAAGAUCCAUCCAUAAAAAUAAAAUCCUAGAAGCAUAAACAAAUCAAAUAAGGACGGUGGUGUCAGUUUUAAGCAAGUGGGUGUGUCUCUUAAUGUUUUAGUUUAUAUGAAAUGUGUGAUAGUAAGAGAGUUUUUAGGCAAUUUCUCCUUAGUUAAGUUAACCCUUAUCUUGAACUUUAUUGCCAAUUUUUGAAGCAAACUCACUCCACUUUGUGAAAAAUCACACUAUACCACAUUUGCUCAUUUCUUUGCUUCCUCAACUUAGCCUUGUUUUGUGGGCAAGAUUUGGUUAUUCUUAGAAAAGAAACUUGUUUUCCAUUCAUCCUUUUCUUGCCUAUUUUGAAGUGUUCCUAGUGAGUUUGUUCACUAAAUUUGUGGAUUUAGUGGAAGUUCGGAAUCGGAAUCUUGAAGGGGAAAUCGAAGACUUGAUUUUUGUUCGUUGAAAUGAAGUUCAUGAAACUUGGAUCCAAGCCUGAUUCAUUUCAGGCUGAUGGAGACAAUAUAAGGUAUGUGGCAACUGAGCUGGCUGCUGACAUGGUCGUCAACGUCGGUGAUGUAAAGUUUUAUCUCCAUAAGUUUCCAAUGCUGUCAAAAAGUGCACGUCUGCAGAAGCUGGUUGCAAAUAUAAAUGAUGAGAACAGUGAUGAAAUCCACAUCCAAGAUAUUCCUGGUGGACCUGCUGCAUUUGAGAUAUGUGCUAAAUUCUGUUAUGGUAUGACGGUUACUCUAAAUGCAUACAAUGUCGUUGCAGCUCGCUGUGCGGCCGAGUACCUUGAGAUGUACGAAACUGUGGAGAAAGGAAACCUCAUCUACAAAAUUGAAGUCUUCCUUAAUUCCAGCAUCUUCCGCAGUUGGAAAGACUCGAUAAUUGUUCUUCAAACAACAAAGUCUCUUCUUCCAUGGGCCGAGGAAUUGAAACUGGUCAAUCAUUGCCUCGAGUCCAUAUCUUCAAAGGCUUGCAUUGAAACUUCCAAGGUGGAAUGGUCAUACACUUACAACAAGAAAAAACUUCCAUCUGAGAACGGGAAGGAUCCUAUAUGGAACGGCGUAAGAAAGCCGCAGACAGUUCCUAAAGAUUGGUGGGUUGAAGAUCUUUGCGAGCUUCAGAUUGAUUUAUAUAAAAAGGUAAUUACAGCCAUCAAAACCAAAGGAAGAAUUGCAGAUGAUGUAAUUGGAGAAGCUUUGAAUGCAUAUGCGUUGAGAAGAUUGCCGGGUUUUAGCAAAGGCGUGGUACAAAGUAGUGACGUCAUAAAAUAUCGAUCAUUGGCUGAAGCCAUUACGUGGCUUCUUCCCACAGAGAAAGGCAGUGUUCCCUGUAGUUUUAUGCUUAGGUUAUUAAGAGCAGUCAUUCUGUUAGAAUGUGGAGAAACAGAAAGGAACGAACUAAUGAAGAGAAUUGGCCAGCAGCUCGAGGAUGCUACAGUAGCUGAUCUAUUGAUUCGAUCCCCAACAGGUGAAGCAACGGUAUAUAACAUUGAUAUUGUGCAAGGUCUAAUCGAGGAGUUUGUCGCCCAUGAACGGAAUGCUCAAACAGAUUUUCCUACGGAACAUGAGUUUCACGAAAGCAGAAGCCCGAGGUUGGGAUCAGAUGCUUCCCGAAUGCAGGUAGCAAAGCUGGUAGAGGGCUAUCUCGCUGAAGUAGCACGAGAUCCUAACCUACCGUUAUCAAAAUUUGUCAAUCUUGCAGAAAAGGUGUUGAGGUUCCCAAGACCAUCCCAUGAUGGACUUUACCGUGCCAUUGAUAUGUAUCUUAAGGAGCACCCUGGAAUCAGCAAGAGUGAGAGAAAGAAAAUAUGCAGGUUGAUGGAUUGCAGGAAGUUAUCAGCAGAAGCCUGCAUGCACGCGGUGCAGAAUGAGCGGCUUCCAUUGCGGGUUGUUGUGCAGGUUCUAUUCUUUGAGCAGGUCAGGCAAACAACACCAUCGGCUGGCAACAGCACUCCAGAAUUACCCGGCCCCAUUAGGGCAUUACUCCCCGGCGGGUCUCACGGAAGCUCGAGGUCUACUACAACCAACACGGAAGAGGAUUGGGAUGCAAUUCCUACAGCCGAAGAUAUCAAGGCUUUGAAAAGUGAACUCGCUACUCUACGAUUAGGUGGAAACAAUAGAAAUGCAAAUGCUGCUAAAACCGAUGCUGAAAAGGUUGCAGCGAAUAAAAUGAAAGGUUUAGUCAUGUCGAAACUCAUGUCGAAACUGUGGUCGGGAAAAGAACGGAAUGGCGAUAUGAUUAGUAGCACGGAUACUUCCGAGAGUCCUGGUUCUGCUAGUGCAGAGGAAACAAAAUCUACCCCUUCGAGAAGCAGGAGACAUUCGUUAUCUUAGUUUGUAAAAUGAUCAUUCAAUUUGACCGUUAGGAAAUUAGGACCUGCUGACUUUUUCCAUGUGAUUUUUCACUGGAAACAAAAUUUUCACGCAAGAGCCAUGUUAAAGCAAAUGGGACUGAUUUUUAUUAGAAAUUGACUGUUGAAGUGAUGAACUUUGAUAAA
Mercurialis annua (annual mercury) is the source of this 2992-nucleotide messenger RNA. RefSeq names its product BTB/POZ domain-containing protein NPY5-like. Gene Ontology annotation, molecular function: protein binding. The record is from RefSeq and is a predicted model, not a curated record. Bases 954 to 2828 code for a protein of 624 amino acids. Lineage: Eukaryota; Viridiplantae; Streptophyta; Magnoliopsida; Malpighiales; Euphorbiaceae. The transcript is spliced from 5 exons.